Messenger RNA from Mytilinidion resinicola, 4520 nucleotides. RefSeq names its product vacuolar ATP synthase catalytic subunit A. Bases 65 to 4249 code for a protein of 1394 amino acids. Gene Ontology annotation, molecular function: ATP binding; GTPase activity; ATP hydrolysis activity. Gene Ontology annotation, cellular component: proton-transporting V-type ATPase, V1 domain; fungal-type vacuole membrane. Lineage: Eukaryota; Fungi; Ascomycota; Dothideomycetes; Mytilinidiales; Mytilinidiaceae. The record is from RefSeq and is a predicted model, not a curated record. The transcript has 14 exons. Gene Ontology annotation, biological process: proton transmembrane transport; ATP metabolic process.
GCUGCAUCACCACCUGCACCCACUCUCCUCCCAUCCAACCCUCUCAACUCCUCUCGAGCUGUGUAUGCUCGGUCUGCGCCCGCGACUCAAAGCUCGACCUUCCUUCCUCGACCUCGUGCGCAAGAGCAACGCCCACAGUCCCGCCCCGCAGACUGUACCGGUUCCCCAGCCCGAAGAGCAGGUCCUCGACAUACCUCUUCCUCCUUCUCCACCGCUCAAUCCCCCCGACAUUGUAGUCGAAGCUCCCGCAUCGCCGGAAGCUCUACCACCUCCCGCCAUGGCUCCGAGUAAGAAAGAUGCUGAUGACGAGAACACCGGCAAGGUGUUCUCUGUCUCUGGCCCCGUCAUUGUCGCCGAGGACAUGAUUGGUUGUGCUAUGUACGAGCUCGUUCGAGUUGGUCAUGACAACCUUGUUGGAGAAGUCAUUCGAAUCGAGGCGGACAAAGCUACGAUUCAGGUUUACGAAGAGACCGCUGGUGUAACUGUCGGCGACCCCGUCACUCGAUCCGGAAAGCCUCUAUCCGUCGAACUUGGCCCUGGUCUGAUGGAAACCAUCUACGACGGAAUCCAACGUCCUCUCAAGAGCAUUGCAGACAAGUCCAACAGCAUCUACAUCCCCCGAGGUAUCGACAUCCCCUCGCUCGACCGCGAGAAGAAGUGGGAUUUUACACCUGGCAAAUACAAGGUUGGAGACCAUAUCACGGGUGGCGAUGUCUUUGGCAGCGUCUGGGAAAAUAGUCUUCUCAACGACCACAAAAUCCUCCUUCCUCCUCGAGCGAAGGGAACGAUCACCCGCCUUGCAGACAAGGGCAGCUAUACUGUGGAUACCAAGAUUCUGGAGCUCGAGUUCAAUGGCGUCAAGACGGAAUACAGCAUGAUGCAUAACUGGCCCGUCCGUGUGCCUCGUCCUACCGCUGAGAAGCUGUCCUCUGACUCUCCCCUCGUCGUCGGCCAACGAGUUCUCGACGCUCUCUUCCCCAGUGUCCAGGGUGGUACCGUGUGCAUUCCCGGUGCUUUUGGCUGCGGAAAGACGGUCAUUAGUCAGAGUUUGUCCAAGUUCUCUAACUCUGAUAUCAUUGUCUACGUUGGGUGCGGAGAGCGAGGUAAUGAGAUGGCUGAAGUGUUGAUGGAUUUCCCUGAGCUUUCUAUCGACAUCGACGGGCGAAAAGAACCCAUUAUGAAGCGGACUACGCUCAUUGCCAACACCUCCAACAUGCCCGUGGCGGCCCGUGAGGCCUCCAUCUACACCGGUAUCACCGUCGCAGAGUACUUCCGUGACCAGGGCAAGGAUGUCGCCAUGAUGGCUGACUCGUCGUCGCGAUGGGCUGAGGCGCUUCGAGAAAUCUCUGGUCGUCUCGGAGAAAUGCCUGCUGAUCAAGGUUUCCCUGCCUACCUUGGUGCCAAAUUGGCGUCCUUUUACGAGCGUGCUGGUCGAGUCACGGCACUCGGAAGCCCCGAUCGCAAGGGCAGUGUCAGUAUCGUUGGUGCUGUCAGCCCUCCCGGUGGUGAUUUCUCGGAUCCCGUCACUAGCAGUACGCUUGGUAUUGUGCAGGUCUUCUGGGGAUUGGAUAAGAAGCUCGCCCAAAGAAAGCAUUUCCCUUCGGUCAACACGUCUAUGAGUUACAGCAAGUAUACGACACCGCUGGACAAGUACUAUGCGAAACACAACCCCGACUUCCCGCGCCUCCGUGAUCGAAUCAAGGAGCUUCUCACGACUUCAGAAGAUUUGGACCAGGUGGUGCAGCUUGUGGGUAAAUCUGCGUUAGGCGACCCCGAUAAGAUCACGCUGGAUGUUGCGACGUUGAUCAAAGAGGACUUCCUGCAGCAGAACGGUUACAGCGACUACGACCAGUUCUGUCCGCUAUGGAAGACGGAAUGGAUGAUGAAAGCUAUGAUGGGCUUCCACGACGAGGCGCAAAAAGCGAUUGCUCAAGGCCAGACCUGGGGUAAGGUCCGAGACGCGACAUCAGAGAUCCAGAGCGAGUUGCGCAGCAUGAAGUUCGAGUUGCCUAGCGAUGGCGAGGAGAAGGUCGGCAAGAAGUACGAGGAGAUGAUGCAGAAGAUGAUGGACAAGUUUGCGGCCGUGACGGAUGACGCUCAGAUCUGUACCCCCAGCUGCCCACACCAACAGAUAUCCCCAUACACCGACGGCACCAUGGCGACGGUGAAUCCCACGGCGAUCAACGUCAAUGAUCCGGGCCUUAUUACUCUCGUCAACAAGCUCCAGGAUGUCUUCACAACCGUCGGAGUCCAAAACCCCAUAGAUUUACCCCAGAUUGCAGUCGUAGGAUCGCAGUCCAGCGGCAAGAGCUCCGUGCUAGAGAACAUCGUGGGGAGAGAUUUCCUACCGCGUGGAACAGGCAUAGUAACGCGACGACCGCUCAUUCUACAACUGAUAAACCGCGCCCCGGCGAACAAACCGCAAGCAAAUGGCAUCACCGAGGACAUGAAGACGUCGGACGCCGAGUCCAACGUCGACGAGUGGGGCGAGUUUCUACACAUCCCUGGCCAAAAGUUCCACGACUUCAACAAGAUUCGGGAGGAGAUUGUGCGAGAGACAGACUCCAAGACUGGGCGGAAUGCGGGCAUUUCGCCGGCGCCUAUCAACCUGCGGAUAUACUCGCCAAACGUCCUAACCCUGACGCUGGUGGAUUUACCCGGCUUGACCAAGGUGCCGGUGGGAGACCAGCCGCGAGAUAUCGAACGACAGAUCAAGGAGAUGGUGUUGAAGCAGAUCAGCAAGUCGAACGCGAUAAUACUGGCUGUCACUGCCGCGAACACGGAUUUGGCGAACUCGGAUGGGCUGAAGCUGGCGCGCGAGGUGGAUCCUGAGGGACAGAGGACAAUCGGUGUUCUUACAAAGGUCGAUUUGAUGGACGAUGGAACGGAUGUUGUGGAUAUCCUGGCUGGACGAAUCAUUCCGCUACGACUAGGCUACGUGCCUGUUGUCAAUCGAGGGCAGAGGGAUAUCGAGAACAAGAAGGCUAUUUCGUAUGCGCUGGAGCAUGAGAGGCAGUUCUUCGAGACCCACAAGGCAUAUCGGAACAAGGCAGCGUACUGCGGUACUCCAUACCUUGCGCGGAAGUUGAAUCUGAUUCUUAUGAUGCACAUCAAACAAACCCUCCCCGACAUCAAAGCCCGAAUUGCUUCCUCGUUGCAGAAAUACCAAGCCGAACUGCUCUCUCUCGGAGACUCACUUCUUGGCAACAGCUCAAAUGUCGUCCUCAACAUGAUUACAGAAUUCUCCAACGAAUACCGAUCGGUCCUCGAUGGCAACAACCAAGAGUUAUCUAGCAUAGAACUUUCGGGCGGUGCCAGAAUUAGCUUCGUUUACCAUGAGCUCUACGCCAACGGUGUCAAGGCCGUUGACCCCUUCGACCAAGUGAAGGACGUUGAUAUCCGCACUGUUCUCUACAACUCCUCGGGCUCUUCUCCGGCGCUAUUCGUCGGCACCACCGCCUUCGAACUCAUCGUCAAGCAACAAAUCAAGCGAUUGGAAGAUCCCAGCUUGAAAUGCGUGUCGCUAGUCUACGACGAGUUAAUCCGAAUCCUCGGCCAGCUAUUGACCAAGCCCAUGUUCAGGAGAUACCCCGCACUGAAGGAGAAGUUCCAUGCCGUUGCUGUUGCGUUUUUCAAGAAGGCGAUGGACCCUGCAAAUAAGCUUGUGAAGGAUCUGGUCGCGAUGGAGGCAACUUAUAUCAACACAGGACAUCCCGAUUUCAUUAAUGGCUCAAGGGCCAUGGCUAUUAUCCACGAACGUCACAACGCCUCGAAACCCCAACAAGUCGACCCCAAAACUGGGAAGCCGCUACCACCCAGCGUACCGCCGCGGUCCAUCAGCCCAAGUCUGGACGGAAACGACAAUUCGGGCUUCUUUGGAUCCUUCUUCGCGAGUAAGAACAAGAAGAAGAUGGCGGCUAUGGAACCGCCGCCUUCGACGCUCAAGGCGAGUGGCACGCUGAGCGAGAAGGAGACACAGGAGGUUGAGGUCAUCAAGCUACUCAUAACUUCCUACUUCAACAUCGUCCGGCGCACAAUGAUCGAUAUGGUGCCCAAAGCCAUCAUGCUGAACCUGGUCCAGCUCACGAAAGAGGAGAUGCAGCGCGAGCUACUCGAGAACAUGUACAAGACUGACGAAUUUGAUGAGCUGCUCAAGGAGAGCGAGUACACCGUUAGGAGGCGGAAGGAGUGCCAGCAGAUGGUGGAGAGUCUUACCAGGGCGAGCGAGAUUGUUAACCAGGUGCAGUGAGGGGUGGCGCUGGGGUAGGGUUUUGAAGAGCUGCUGGUGGGAAAGGGAGAGCGAAGACUAUCGAUAGUGUGAGCGGGUAAUCAGCGGGUGAGUAGAAUGGCAUAACGGGGGAAUGAGAGGGGAGGGUAGGAGGUGUUUGUAUGAGAAUGUUUAUUGGAGCGAAUAGACCUUCAGUACUGUGCUAUCCCUGUUCCGACGCUUUUGUUCUGUGAUCUCGGACACGUCCGGGCAGUCACUAGGAUGGGUUCUCUCAGUUUGGGCUUGGAGUGGG